Molecule: messenger RNA, 7258 nt
Organism: Sinocyclocheilus grahami
Lineage: Eukaryota; Metazoa; Chordata; Actinopteri; Cypriniformes; Cyprinidae
Gene: col5a3a
Product: collagen, type V, alpha 3a
Exons: 67
Coding region: 200-5881 (1893 amino acids)
Molecular function (GO): extracellular matrix structural constituent
Source: RefSeq, a predicted model, not a curated record
AGGAGGCAGAAACUGAAUGAGAGGGACAAAGCUUAGCGGUCUUGGAGGAGAGGAGGAUACUCAAAGAAAAACUACAGACCUGAACCGCAGCAGCACUUGCCUCUCUCUCUCUCUGUACGCUUAUGGCUUCUGGGCUUUCUCAGUCGUAAUCUCCUGGUUGUGUGAUAAAGCGCUCGAGUGGAGGUAACGGGUCCUGAACAUGAGGCGGCUGAAGGAGACUGCGCUCUGCGCGAUAGUGCCGCUGCUUCUCUCUCUGUGCACAACGACGCAUGCAGCUAAUCUGAUCAAUGUAUUACGGGUACUGGAGCUGUCUGAAGACAUGGAGGGAGUGUCAGUGGAGGCCGGCCUGUGCAUCGAAAGAAAGGACACAUCAGAAACAGACAUGGCUUACAGGAUAGACAAAAAGAUUCAACUCAGUGCCCCAACUAAACAAUUCUUUCCAGAUUCUGCUUUCCCUGAGAACUUCUCUCUGAUGACCACUGUCAAGGCUAAGAAAAACUCUCAAUUCUUCCUGGUGUCUUUGUAUGAUGAGCAGGGAGUCCAACAGCUGGGGCUGGAGAUGGGCCGAUCACCUGUAUUCCUCUAUGAAGACCACCAAGGCCAGCCAGCUCCAGAUCUCUACCCCAUUUUUAAGAAAAUCAAUCUGGCUGAUGGGAAAUGGCAUCGAAUAGCCUACAGAGUGGAGGGCAAGUCUGUUACACUGUACCUGGACUGUAAGAAGGUGCAGACGCUGGAAUUGAUGCGUGGAGACAGCCCUGUGGUCAGCACGGAUGGAGUCGUUGUUUUUGGGACGCGGUUGCUAGAUGAGGAAGUAUUUGAGGGUGAGAUCCAGCAGCUCUUGCUCGUGGAUGAUCCUCAGGCUGCGGCUGACUACUGCCAAGAUUACAUUCCCGAUUGUGACAGCCCGUUGCCCAACAGUACCCAGAGUCUGGCUCCUGAAGAGGCCAAACCCAUCCAUAACCUUGAUGACAUAAUGCAGGAAGACGAACCAGUGGAACCAAAGAAACGCUCAAAAAAAGACCGCAAAGGCAAAAAGAACAAGAAAAAGAGAGAUAAGAAAGGCAAAAAAGAAUCCCGUAAGAAGAAAAAGGAAGCUGAAGCUCUUGAAGAAGGUUUUCUUGAGGUGUCCUCUAAGCUGCCGGAGUAUUUGGUUCAAGAACCUCAUCGAAGAACUUUACCAGCUGCAACAGAGCAGCCAAAUCCACCUGUGACAGAGCAGCCCAAGUCACCAGUACAAUCAUCUCCAACAACAACGGUCAAUCUGAUGGACUCCAUACCCGACAUGCCCACUCACGAACCUGACACCUAUCAGGGCGAACUCACCAUAGCCAUUACAAAGCCUGUGACAGAUCAUGAGGACCAGUCAGUGUUGGCAACAGCAGUUUCUGAGUCCCCAAAUAUGGAGGUGGAGGAAGAGAGGCCGAUUAAAACGCCAGAGGUUGAGGAGUUUAGUGAUGACCUUUAUAGUGAUGAACACAAUGAGCUCUUGGUCUCCACAGUGACAGUUGGGCCCAAUAUCACAGACUAUGAGAUCUCGGAGAAUGAUGAGUUUCAAAAUGGCUCGAACAGCUUUGAACAGGAAUAUGAGGAAUAUGAGGUUUAUGAGGACCGAUUUGACCCAGCGGAGAGGGAAAUGCCGGGCACAUGGGAUGGAGAGGGCAGGCGAUUUGACAAAGGACAGAAGGGAGAGCCAGCUGUUGUUGAACCAGGCACAUAUUUUCAAGGACCUCCUGGCCCACCAGGACCACAAGGUCUUCCAGGAAUCCUUGGCAUCACAGGACCCCCGGGACCCAGCGGAGACCCAGGUGAUAUGGGUCCUGAGGGACGUCCAGGGCUGCCUGGCGCUGAUGGGAUACCAGGUCCUCCAGGCACUUUGCUUAUGUUACCUUUCCAGUAUGGAGGAGACUCUCAGAAGGGACCUGUGAUAUCUGCUCAAGAGGCGCAGGCUCAAGCCAUCUUACAACAGACCAAACUAUCAUUGAAGGGCCCUCCAGGUCCAUUAGGUCUCACAGGGAGGCCAGGCCCAGUGGGUCUUCCAGGUCCCAGUGGACUAAAAGGCGACAGUGGAGAGCCUGGGCCUCUGGGGCCACGUGGGUUGCCAGGCCCUGCUGGUCUUAAUGGGAAACCAGGGAAGAGGGGCCGAUCAGGGGCAGAUGGAGGUCGAGGGGCUCCUGGAGAGACAGGAGCAAAGGGUGACAGGGGCUUUGAUGGGCUACCUGGUCUUCCAGGGAACAAAGGACAUCGAGGAGACCGGGGAAAACCAGGACCCCAAGGUCCACCUGGAGAGCCCGGUCAUAAGGGUUCGGAUGGACCUGUUGGACCAAGAGGGCAACCGGGAGAACCUGGGCUAAGAGGACUUGUGGGGUCAAGAGGGCCACCUGGUCCACCAGGGCAGCAAGGAAUUCAAGGAGUCAAUGGUGUUCAAGGGGCAAAGGGCAACUUGGGACCACCUGGUGAAUCUGGACCUCCAGGUCAACAGGGGAACCCAGGCAUACAGGGCUUCCCUGGUCCACAGGGACCUAUAGGCCUGCCAGGAGAGAAGGGCCCUGAGGGCAAACCUGGAAUGCAGGGCCUUCCUGGAAUUGAUGGUCCUCUUGGUCAUCCUGGAAGAGAGGGACCCCCUGGGGAGAAGGGACACCAGGGUUUAUCAGGAGCACAAGGGCCGGUUGGAUAUCCCGGGCCCCGUGGAGUCAAGGGUGCAGAUGGGGUGAGGGGACUGAAGGGUAGCAAGGGGGAGAAGGGUGAAGAUGGUUUCCCAGGGGCCAAGGGUGACAUGGGUAUCAAGGGAGACAGAGGUGAUACUGGGGCUCCUGGAAAUCGUGGUGAAGAUGGACCAGAGGGGCUGAAGGGUCAGUCAGGACCCAUGGGAGAGCCCGGAUCUGCAGGCAUUGCUGGAGAAAAGGGCAAACUUGGAGUUCCAGGAUUGCCUGGAUAUCCCGGCAGGCAAGGCUCUAAGGGAUCGGUGGGCUUUCCUGGAACAGCUGGGGUGGAAGGAGAGAAAGGAAAGAGGGGUCCGGCUGGACAGACUGGUCCCGAUGGUGAAAGAGGUCCAAAUGGUGCACGUGGGGGAAGAGGAGCAAGAGGACCGACAGGAAAGCCUGGAGCCAAGGGCUCUGCUGGUCAUGACGGUCCACAAGGUGCCGCAGGAGAGAGAGGCCCUCAAGGUCCACAAGGACGCAAUGGAGAGGCCGGGCCAAAGGGACCAAACGGCCCUCCAGGAAAGGACGGGUUGCCAGGUCACCCAGGCCAACGGGGAGAGCCAGGAUUUCAAGGAAAGACUGGUCCCCCCGGGCCUGCUGGAGUGAUUGGCCCACAGGGAAAAACUGGGGAGACUGGCCCCACUGGAGACAGGGGACAUCCGGGUGCCCCAGGACCCCCUGGAGAGCAAGGUCUACCAGGAGUCACAGGCAAAGAGGGAGCCAAGGGAGAUCCAGGCCCCGCAGGGCUGCCCGGGAAGAGUGGUCCUGCUGGGCUCCGUGGAUUCAGAGGAGAAAGAGGCUUACCUGGCACUCUGGGUACUGCUGGUCUGAAGGGUGGGGAGGGCCCCCCUGGUGUUGCAGGACCAAUUGGUGCCACAGGAGAAAGAGGACCCGCUGGACCUGCAGGUGCCAUUGGUCAGCCUGGUCAUACGGGAGGUGUUGGCCCCCCUGGGCCAAUGGGAGAGAAGGGCGACCCGGGUGAGAAAGGUUCAUUUGGUCCUGCUGGGCGAGAUGGAGAACAAGGGCCUGUGGGAUUACCUGGUCCUGCAGGGUCACCUGGUCCACCUGGAGAGGACGGAGAUAAGGGGGAGACAGGAGGACCAGGGCAGAAAGGCAGCAAAGGAGACAAGGGAGAGGGGGGUCCCUCAGGGCCACCUGGAAGCCAAGGACCUCCUGGACAUCCAGGAGCACCAGGUCUGGAUGGAGAGCCAGGGCCCCAGGGACAGCAAGGAAUGUACGGCCCUAAAGGAGAUGAAGGUCCUCGCGGUUUUAAAGGGGCAAAUGGACCACCAGGUUUGCAGGGAAUGCCAGGACCCCCAGGAGAGAAGGGAGAGAGUGGCCAUGUUGGAGCUAUGGGCCCUCCAGGACAAGAUGGCCCACGUGGCCCCCAGGGACCCAUUGGGGGAGAGGGUUCUCAGGGCAUGCCGGGCGGAGUGGGCCAGCCAGGAAUGGUGGGAGAAAAGGGUGAGGAUGGAGAAGCAGGGAAUCCAGGAAAUGUGGGCGAAACUGGCCCCCCUGGAGAGAAAGGUGAAGUGGGUGAGAAGGGUGAUACUGGCCCCCCUGGAGCUGCAGGACCCCCAGGAAUCAGAGGCACACCUGGAUCAGAUGGACCCAAAGGAAACCCAGGUCCCCUUGGAUUUCCUGGAGAUGCGGGACCCCCUGGAGAGUCAGGUGCUAAUGGUAUUGAUGGUGGUCCAGGAGCUAAAGGGGAUAAUGGCGAACCUGGUAAAGCUGGACCCCCAGGAGCCUCAGGAGAGCCUGGCCCUCAAGGGCCACCUGGACGGAGGGGUCAUGUAGGUCCUGAGGGAAAAGAAGGGAAACAGGGAAAAAAGGGGGCAAAGGGUUCUGCUGGUGCAGAGGGUCCAAUGGGAAAAACAGGGCCUGUCGGACCACAGGGACACCCUGGAAACCCUGGUCCAGAGGGUUUGCGUGGGAUUCCAGGCUCUGCUGGAGAGCAAGGCUUAAAUGGGCCCCCAGGGCAAACGGGACCCCCAGGACCUAUGGGUCCAGCUGGAUUACCAGGACUGAAAGGAGAUCCCGGCAUUAAAGGAGAUAAGGGUCAUGUUGGGCUGAUUGGACUUAUUGGACCACCAGGAGAAAUGGGAGAGAAAGGAGAUCGAGGCCUGCCAGGAAAUCAGGGAGUACAAGGCCCCAAAGGAGAUGGUGGUGUUUCUGGUCCCUCUGGCCCGACUGGUCCACCUGGACCCCCCGGGUUGUCUGGUGCAAUAGGUGAGAAAGGAUCUAAAGGAGACCAGGGAGCUUUCGGUGCAAGAGGAGAUCCAGGACCUGCUGGCCCACCUGGACUACCUGGCCCACCAGCCACCAUGAUCGAGCCUCUGCCAAUCAGAGAGGGACAUAAAAAGCGAAGACGACACUCAAACCGACAAGGAGCCAGAGUCAGGGAAGAGAGUGAGGAUGAGGAAGCAGUCCAGCUCAACAUGGAGGAUUUCCUACAGGCAGACGAGUCCCUGGAUGACCCAGAAGGCAUGGAGGAGGUGUUCGCUUCACUCAACUCAAUGAAAACAGAGGUGGAGCUCAUGAGAAAACCACUCGGGACCUUCGAGAGUCCUGCCCGCACAUGCAAGGAGCUGAUGUUGUGCCAUCCAGAAUACAAAGAUGGUGAAUAUUGGAUCGACCCAAACCAAGGCUGCCAUCGAGACUCCAUUAAGGUUUUCUGCAACUUCACUGCGGAGGGGGAGACCUGUCUGCACCCUGAUAAACGAUUUGAAAUGGUAAAGCUGGCCGCCUGGAAUAAAGAAAAACCGGGCAGUUGGUACAGCCAGUACAGAAAGGGCAAACAGUUCUUCUAUAUUGACACUGAUGGAAAUCCAGUGCCUGUGGUCCAGAUGACCUUCCUGAAGCUCCUCAGUGCCACAGCUACGCAGCCCUUCACCUAUAGCUGCCAGAACUCCGUCGGCUGGUACGACGUGGUGAGCCACAGCCAUCAACAUGCCGUACGGUUCCGCGGCAGCAACGACGAGGAAAUGACGCAAGCCAAAUCGCCCUUUAUCACAUCACUGCAUGAUGGUUGUCAGACACAUAAGGGUCAAGAGAGAACCGUGCUGCAGAUUGACUCGCCGCGAUCAGAGCUUCUUCCGGUCAUAGAUGUAGCAGUAUCAGACUUUGGGAAUAACAACCAGAAGUUUGGCUUCCAUGUUGGACCAGUGUGUUUUAAUGGCUAACACAGAGCGCCUCAUCACAGGACUCGCCAGCUAAAGAAACGAGGCCACCAGUGAUAUUUAUUAAGUAAUAUGUAGAGGGUGGGUUUGUGGCAUGUUUCCAAAUGACUUUUGAACAUCUGAUGAGUUGCAAAAGCCCACAAAUCCAUGGUGGCUAUGCAAGGAUGCCAACCAGGACAAACUAAGCACAUUUAUCAAAGAGAAGUCUUUUUUAUCUCCUUUUCUGUCUGUCUUUAUACUGUACUCACCUGUGGAUAAAAUUAUGAGGCGUGACCCACUAGAGUUCCCAGAACUGCUCCAGCUGAAAAACAAAUACAUCGUUUGUCUGUCAUCUGCGCCACAGACCGUUUUAGCCCACAGUAUAUAUGUUGAAUUUACAGCCUGUGACUGGGAUCUCAUAUUUGUUUGUCUCAUUUGAUAGCAAUGAUUUGAAAUUAAUUUGCCACUUGAGGGAUCAGCUUCGACAUUGAAGAGUAAAUAUUUCCGAGACCCACUUUCCUGCCUUGACUGCAAUAUGAUGCCAACUGAGGCAAUGUUAUACCUCUUUACUUGUUUGACAAGAAAAUACCGCCCCGAUCUGUUUGUAAUUCCUCGCUUGGAUAUUCCCUGUCGCAUCAAACUUGCAGUGUUACUCAUCUUUAAUCAGUGCACGCUCAUACAUAAACAAUGCUAAAUAAGGCCCAAGCUUUUCAAAACGCAAAGCAGUUUAUGUGCAUGACUCAAAUGGAGCCCAGAUGUUUAUUUAUAUGUAAAGUAGUCCGCUCACUUAAGCUGCUUGUCUUGUUAGCAGGCAGCCUAGUAUGUUUGCCUGUCAGUGAUCCAUGUUUCCAUGGCGCUAGCGUAUCAACCUUUGCUCCACACAGCUGAAUUGCUUCAUAUAUGUGUGGUAAUGAAUGAAAAAUACUGUGUCGGAUUGAGAGAGGGGUGUCAUACGAGCAUUACACUGAAGACUGACUAAAUUAUGCUUCUUUUUAAUGUAAAUUCAUUCAUAUCUGAAUAUGUGAUUACCAAGUUCCUGAUCAUCAACCUCAGAGGAUUGUGUGCUGUGUAUGUGUGUUGAUAUGUCUUGUUUGUUGCGUGUUCCCACUGUGGUGCUAAAGCGAUUUGUUUUUUUUGCAAUGUGUAAUGAUAAUUUGUUGUCUCAGGGGCAGAGGUAGGAAAAGGGAAGACAUCUGUGGUGCUUAAUACUAAUGGAGGGAGAUAAACACUCUCAGAAAACAAAGUGCUGUAAUAUACAGCCAAUAUGGUGCAAAAUAUAUUUGUAAAGAGCAGGCUUGCCGAUGAUGUAAUGCUGAUAUCUAUAUAAUAUAUUGGCAAAUUAUACAGACGUACACAAAAUUGCUAAGAGUAAAUGCAUUUUAUACAAUGUUUACUCAAAAC